CGGCGACAACCCUAGAAAGCAUUCCACAGUGUUUUGUUGUUUUUUGUGCAAGCGUCGCAUUAGCUCCGUUCCAGACCCAAAUCGGGCAUAUAUAGCCAGCCCACAUCCGGUUGCAGGUGCGCAGGAGCCCGAGGACAGCGCCCGCCAGCCCCUGACGCGGGUUCUCCUGGUCGCAGCAGCGCCAAACAGCUGAGUAAGGAACAAAGGAACACCAGCGCACACACAGACGCAACGCACACACACACAGAGGGGCUGAGGCACGCACAAGAGAGAGCGAGAGAGGCAGCACAAUGGGACGCAUAUUUCUGGAGCACCUCGGCGGGCUGAAGCUCUUCAACUGCGCCCAGUGCCACACGAACCUGACCAACCGCAGCCAACUGAUCAGCACCCGCUUCACGGGCGCAACAGGACGCGCCUAUCUGUUCAAGCGGGUGGUCAACCUGACCUUCAGCAACAUCCAGGAACGGGUCAUGCUCACCGGCCGUCACAUGGUGCGCGACGUCAUGUGCAAGAACUGCGGCGCCAAGCUGGGCUGGAUGUACGAGUUCGCCACCGAGGAGUCGCAAAAGUACAAGGAGGGCCGCGUGAUCCUGGAGUACGCCCUGAUCACCGAGGCGGAGGGCUUUCCCUCGGAGGCCGCCACCACGAGUCACUGAGCCGACCGAGCUGAGCAGCCAGCCGGAAAACGACAAACGAGAACCACGCAUUGGCCGAGGAACCGUGUGUAGCCCUAAGUAUUGAGUAGCAGGCCACAGGCGAUGGCCUCUCUGCAUUAGACCUAGUUUAGAGAUCGCCGUAGUCGGGGAGCACCCGCUGGGCAUCCGGCACGGAGCACCUGCGUCUACGGCUCUGUCUUAACGUGACUUAAACGUAGUUAUAUAGGCACAUCUAGCACGUAAGCAGCUGCGGCGCCCGAUUCUACCAUUAACAUGUCAUGAGGCUGAAGUGCUAACCAGAGAUAGGUCCCCUCCACCCAUCGGUUCGAACUGAUCCGCAGUGGACGGAUCCCGAUCCACACUUGUGUCUUUUUCAAACAAGAUCUCUAGACCGUAAUCAAUCACAGCAAUAAAGUACCACAAUAAUCGAAUAGCA
Drosophila biarmipes is the source of this 1092-nucleotide messenger RNA. It is a transcript of the gene Yippee, whose product is annotated as protein yippee. The transcript has 4 exons. Bases 291 to 656 code for a protein of 121 amino acids. NCBI's taxonomy places the organism in Eukaryota, Metazoa, Arthropoda, Insecta, Diptera, Drosophilidae. The record is from RefSeq and is a predicted model, not a curated record.